This is a messenger RNA of Baudoinia panamericana UAMH 10762, 2743 nucleotides long. RefSeq lists its product as uncharacterized. The coding region runs from base 385 to 2520 and encodes 711 amino acids. The record is from RefSeq and is a predicted model, not a curated record. Gene Ontology annotation, molecular function: zinc ion binding; SUMO ligase activity. Gene Ontology annotation, biological process: protein sumoylation. The transcript has 4 exons. NCBI's taxonomy places the organism in Eukaryota, Fungi, Ascomycota, Dothideomycetes, Mycosphaerellales, Teratosphaeriaceae.
GGAGAAAGGUCGAUUGCUAGCACGACAGCCUUUCUUCGAGCCAACAAUACCAAAUGCUGUUGUGAAGUCAGUCAUUAACACCCUGUGUUCGGUCUCGUUUACGAUCUCGAUAUGAGUUUGUAGAGCUGAGUAUUCGGACGUGACUGCCGAAAUCGCGAUAUUUCACUUCGUACCUUCCGAGUAUGCCCAUAUUCGAGCCUCACUUCGAAAGAUUCAAGGUUUCUCCAUCACCCUCACACCACCGUCCCUCGCGCAUAUAACUGCCCUCGCGCUCAUGACAGUCUUCAGCACCCGUCAAACACCCAAAGUCACCUUGGACCUGCGCACCUUCUUCGACAGGUGACGCAUGAUCUAGAGCUACAAGUGGCGCUAGCGGCGCAAGAGAUGGCAUCAGGCGGGCACAUAUUGCAGCAGCAGAAACCAGCCAUUGAGACACAGUUGAAGCGACUACUGAACACCGAUCUCAAAGACCUCUGUCGAAGUUACGGCAAACCAGUAUCAGGCAACAAGGCGGAACUGCAAAAGCGAUGCAUUGAAAUACUGAACGAAAUUGUGGCGAAAGGCGACCCGGCAGCCUUCGAAGCGUUUCGCUACCGCGCGAACCACAAGGGCCAGUCUCCGCCACUGACCGACAUUGUCACAGCCGGAGGGACCUACGACUCGCCUUCAGGUGGGCAUGGUAGUCACUCGAUGGCCACUGGUCGAGGGUAUGGAAUGUCGACGCAGAAUCGCAUGCCUACUGGCGGCAAGUACUUCAAGUCCAGUCCGUUCUACGAGGUAUUGGACACUGUAGUGCAUCUACAAGAUCUUCCAGAUAUGCCACAAAAUCGGAAUACCGUACGUGCUACAAUCAAUCUGAGCGUGGAGCAAGCGCAGCGCAUGACAUCUGAUGGCGACAUGCGUCUCAUGAUGUUUUGUGGUGCGGCGCAGGAGAUGUCGCCUUAUCACCCGGUUGACAUUGCCUUCCCAAAUCAGAUCGAGGUCAAGAUUAACAACGACGACGUCAAGUCCAACUUCAAGGGACUGAAGAACAAGCCUGGCUCGACAAAGCCAGCAGACUUGACCUCGAAAGUCCGCGCCAGGGCCAAUUAUCCGAAUCAGGUCAGCAUUACCUACGCCCUCACAACCAAAAGAUACGCCUUUGUGGUCUAUUUAGUCCGAUAUGUGAACGCCGCCACUCUCACAGAACGUAUCAGGACUGCCAGCGUCAUUCCGAAAGAAAGGGUGCUUGCAGAAAUGCAGAAAGCGAACGCUGAUCCAGACAUUGAGGCGACCGCUAUCCGCAUGUCGCUGAAGGACCCUGUUUCAACCGUGCGCAUCACAUUGCCCGUCAGGUCAACAGUCUGCACGCACACCCAGUGCUUUGACGGUGCAAUGUUCAUGCAGCUGGUGGAGCAGGCACCGCAGUGGAGUUGUCCAGUCUGCAACAAGACGGUGUCCUUCCAGUCCUUGUGCGUCGACAAGUAUUUCGAAGACAUCCUGAACAGAACACCGAAAAGCGUCGAGAAGGUUGAUGUGGAACCGGACGGACAGUGGAAGAUUAUCAAGGAUGAAGAUGAUGAGCAGCCAGCCGGCGGUGCAGGGAAAGCGCGCGCAUCUUACGACGACGACUUUGAUGACGACGACGACCUCGUCGAGAUGCCGGACCCGACGAACAAGCCCAUCAACAGCGUGAAGCAAGAGUCGCAGCCUUUGAGCGCGAUUUCGCCAGUUGCCGGUCAAAGCUUCGCCGUGAACACACCGCCCCUGUCAUCGCGAGAGCCGUCGGUGGCACAGUCAGCAGCAUCAGGCCAACGAAGCGGUACCAAGCGAUCUGCUGGUGCAGUCAUCGACCUCACACUGUCGGAUGAAGAAGACGAGCCUCCACGGCCCGCAAAGCGACAUCACCCAGCGCCGCCACGACCGCAGAACCAAGGUAACCAGCACGUUCCCACCCCUUCGUACCAUACGCCUGCAUCAUUACCGGACAGUUCUCGUUACCAGCCUGCACCUCCACCGCCGUCGAUGUCAACAUCGUCGAGCCAUGCAUUUCGGGGAGCUGACACCUAUAGACCGUCUACGGACCACUAUAGGCCGUCGCCGCUCGCAGGACAUGCCUCGACCUCGCUGAGUCCGCAGCAAGCGAUGCGUCAACCGCCUAUGAUGAACGGAACGAGUACAUCGACAUACGCACCUAGUAACCCACACUCUCCGGUCCUACCUCAAGCGUACUCCGGGAAUGCGGCUCACAGCAGACCUCCAGCGCCUCCCUGGCCAUCACAGCAAUACAGACCACCUUCUCUGCCGCAGAUCAAUGGCAACCAGUCUUUUGCAAUGCGCCCUACGCCUUCACCACUUGGCUUUGGGACGGCAAGUCCGCAGCCCCAGUAUGACGGCGGUAACGGUCAGUAUGACGAUGAUAGCAAUAGCCUUGCUCUGCCGCCUUUGCAGCAGCACAACUUCCAAGACUUUCAGCAAGACGGUAGCUUUUGGGGCUGGCGUGGCGACCAGACGAGUAACUAUACCAAUAGUCCCGGCUAACAUUCGGACGAUGGAAAGCGAGUCGCGAUAACGUACUUCUGUUGCGUAGAGUACUACUAGGCCUUCGGUCUGGCAAUGGUUGCACGAAGCAUGGACAUGACAUUGACCGACGUUUGUAGUUUGCGUACGGUCAACAGUACAUAUAGCAUGGCGUGUCGGUUCGGCAGUCAGAACACCACAGUCAGUAGGACAAAGACUGCUCAAUCAAUAUUUUCGUUGAAAC